Molecule: messenger RNA, 1515 nt
Organism: Hemisphaericaspora subhashii
Lineage: Eukaryota; Fungi; Ascomycota; Pichiomycetes; Serinales; Debaryomycetaceae
Gene: FCY21
Product: purine-cytosine permease
Exons: 1
Coding region: 1-1515 (504 amino acids)
Biological process (GO): cytosine transport; transmembrane transport
Cellular component (GO): plasma membrane; fungal-type vacuole membrane
Molecular function (GO): nucleobase transmembrane transporter activity
Source: RefSeq, a predicted model, not a curated record
AUGUCAUCAGAUCUUGAAAAACAUACUGAUAAAAGUUCAUCAUUUGCUGGUUAUGAUAACGAAAUAGUUCAAGAUUCAAUUGAAGUGACUCAUCUUAAUUUCAUUGAUAAAUGGGCUCAUAAACUUAACGCCGAAACUAAAGGUAUUGAAUUAGUAACAGAUGAAGAAAAAACCGAUACAUCAAUUUGGAAUGCCGCCACAAUGUGGCUUUCUGCCAAUCUUGUUAUUGCUACUUUUUCAUUAGGUGCAAUUGGUAUUACUGUAUUUGAAUUAGCAUUUGGUCAAGCUGUUUUAGUUAUUAUAUUCUUUUCUGCCUUGGGUGUAUUUUCAGUUGCAUUCUUUUCAUGUUUUGGACCAGUUUUAGGGUUAAGACAAAUGAUUUUAUCCAAAUUUUUAAUUGGUGAUAUAACAACAAGAAUAUUUGCUGCUAUUAAUGUUGUUGCAUGUGUAGGUUGGGGUGCUGUUAAUAUCAUGUCAAGUGCACAAUUAUUACACAUUGUUAACAAUAAUAGUUUACCACCUUGGGCUGGUUGUUUAAUCUUGGUUGUUGCCACUAUUUUAAUUACAUUCUUUGGAUAUAGAGUUAUUCAUGUUUAUGAAAAAUGGUCUUGGAUCCCCAAUAUUGCUGUUUUCAUUGUUAUUAUUGUUCAAUUUGCCAGAAGUGGUAAUUUCACCAGUGCACCAUUUGAAGGUGGUCCAAUUACUGCUGGUGGUGUUCUUAGUUUUGGUGGUACCAUUUAUGGUUUUGCAACUGGUUGGACUACUUAUGCUUCUGAUUAUACUGUUUAUCAACCACGUAAUGUCAAUUUAUACAAAAUCUUUUUCGCUAUUUUCUUUGGAUUAUGGCUUCCACUUUUAUUUACCUUGAUCUUAGGUGCUGCUUGUGCUACUGGUAUUAGUGCCGAUCCUCGUUGGACUGAAUUAUAUAAUACUAAUUCCAUUGGUGGAUUAGUUUAUGCCAUUAUUGUUGAAGAUUCUUUAGGUGGAUUUGGACAAUUCUGUUGUGUUAUUCUUGCCAUGUCUACAGUUGCCAAUAAUGUUCCAAAUAUGUAUUCAAUGGCAUUAUCUGCUCAAACUGUUUGGGAACCAUUAUCUAAAAUUCCAAGAAUUGUUUGGACUAUUGUUGGUAAUGCUGUUACUUUAGCUAUUUCAAUUCCUGCAUUUUAUAAAUUUGAAAGUGUUAUGGAAAAUUUCAUGAAUUUAAUUGCUUAUUAUCUUGCAAUUUAUGAAUCAUUAAUGUAUGCUGAACAUUUUGUUUGGAAUAAGGGGAAAUUUUCUGCUUAUGAUUAUGAAAAUUAUAAAGAUAAAACCAGUUAUCCAAUUGGAAUUGCCGGAACAUUUGGAUUCUGUUGUGGUGUUGCCGGGGUUGUCAUUGGUAUGGAUCAAACUUGGUAUGCUGGUGUUUUAGCUAGACAAAUUGGAUUAGGUGGGGAUAUUGCCUUUGAAUUGGCAUUUGCAUUUGCAUUCAUUGGAUUUAAUAUUGUUAGAUACUUUGAAAAGAAGUAUUACCGUUAA